AUGCCAACGACUUGUGGAUUUCCAAAUUGCAAAUUCCGUUCUCGAUAUCGCGGUUUAGAAGACAACCGUCAUUUUUACCGCAUACCUAAAAGGCCGCUUAUUUUACGGCAGAGGUGGCUGACAGCGAUAGGAAGGACUGAAGAAACUGUAGUUUCACAGCUUCGAAUCUGCUCGGCUCACUUUGAAGGAGGAGAGAAGAAAGAAGGAGAUAUCCCAGUUCCUGAUCCAACGGUAGACAAGCAGAUCAAAAUUGAACUACCACCAAAGGAGAGCAAAAAUAGUGACAGAAGGAGGAAACAGAACAUUCCGAACAGGUUUUCAAGACCUGAGUCGCCAUCCGAUCCUGCACAGAGUCCUCAAACACCCCACCAGCAAGUUCUUCCGGAUCCACAACAGGCAUUGAAUGAUAUUUUGAGCAUGACAAACACAAGAAUGAAUGGUCCAUCAAGUUCUCGACCGCUUGUUGCACUGCUUGAUGGUAGAGAUUGCUCAGUGGAGAUGCCAAUUCUGAAAGAUGUCGCCACUGUUGCAUUUUGCGAUGCUCAAUCAACUCAGGAAAUUCAUGAAAAGGUGUUGAAUGAAGCGGUGGCUGCAUUGAUGUACCACUCAAUAAAACUUGAAAAGGAGGAUCUGGAAAAGUUCAAAGUUCUGAAAGUUGUCUUCCGUAUUGGGUAUGGAAUUGACAACAUUGAUGUGAAAGCAGCAACUGAAUUGGGUAUUGCUGUAUGCCACGCACCGGGUGACUACGUGGAAGAUGUUGCGGAUUCCACACUUUCAUUGAUUCUUGACUUGUUUCGCAGAACGUAUUGGCAUGCCAAGUCUUAUACUGAAACCAGAAAGACUAUUGGCGCUGAUCAGGUUCGUGAAAAUGCAGUCGGUAGUAAAAAAGUGCGAGGAAGUGUUCUCGGAGUCCUAGGAUGUGGAAGAGUCGGAACGGCUGUUGGAUUGAGAGCAAAGGCGUUUGGACUUCAUGUCAUCUUUUACGACCCAUUUGUAAGAGAUGGACAUGACAAAGCAUUGGGUUUUGAAAGAGUUUCUUCACUUGAUGAGUUCAUGAGCCGCUCGGAUUGCAUUUCUCUUCACUGUAAUCUUGGAGAUGAAACCAGAGGGAUUAUCAGUGCAGACACAUUAAGACAAUGUAAACCAGGAAUUUUCAUUGUCAAUACAUCGCACGCGGGGUUGAUUAACGAAAAUGACCUGGCUGCUGCAUUGAAAAGCGGGCAUGUCAAAGGAGCAGCACUUGAUGUACAUGACAGUGUUCGCUUCGACCCAAAUUGCUUGAAUCCUCUGAUUGGUUGCCCCAAUAUUAUCAACACACCGCAUUCUGCAUGGAUGACGGAGUCAGCUUGCAAGGAACUCAGAAUUCAAGCUGCUAAAGAGAUCCGAAAAGCUAUUAAUGGUAGAUGUCCGCAAGAUUUAACACAUUGCAUCAAUAAGGAAGCAGUGAUGCGUAAUAACAAUCCUAUUAAUCGUAGAACUAGUGCAGCUCAUCCACUUCUUAAUAUGGGUUUCCCCGGUUUGCCAAAUUUCCCGCCAAUGUCAAUGAGCCCUCAUUUCCCUUAUCCAAACCCAUUAUUAGCCAUGGGAGCCCAAAUGGGUGCUCUCAACCCCUUCAUGGGUAAUGGUUCCUUACCAUUCAACCCAGCUGCAGCAUUGUCAUCACUCGCCGCAGCACAAGCCGCAAAUGCACAACGUGGUUCACCAGCUAACAGAUCAAGUAGAUCAAGUCCCAGUCCCCAAACCAACAAGUCAUCAGUAAGCCCCAGCAACAAUGGUGUUGUCAAAACGGAACCGUCGUCGCCAGCUCCAAAAAUUGAGCGCUUAAUUGGGCCCAAUGGAGACAGUGGUGCAUCGACAGCAGAUAGUGGUAUCGAAGGUGGAGACAAAGAGAAGGUGCAAUCAGAUGGAGAUGAGAAUAUGGAAGAUAUGGAAGUGAUUGAUGCCGAGAAGUUGAAAGAAGAGUUGAAUAUUGGACAGUUAACAGAACCAGAAGAAAUCAGUGUCGGGUUGAAUAAUGGAAACCGAAUCAAUAUCGAUGAGCCAGCUUUGGCUACUUAA
Caenorhabditis remanei is the source of this 2058-nucleotide messenger RNA. RefSeq lists its product as uncharacterized. Bases 1 to 2058 code for a protein of 685 amino acids. NCBI's taxonomy places the organism in Eukaryota, Metazoa, Nematoda, Chromadorea, Rhabditida, Rhabditidae. The transcript is spliced from 13 exons. Gene Ontology annotation, molecular function: NAD binding; oxidoreductase activity, acting on the CH-OH group of donors, NAD or NADP as acceptor; transcription corepressor activity. The record is from RefSeq and is a predicted model, not a curated record.